GCUGCUGAAGUAAUGAGGGUCGACGGCGUCCAAGUCGGAACAUGCAGACGUUGAAGCGGAGGGUAGACGCGCCGUAACCCAGGCCCUGCACAGAAACAGGACCGGACCAGGGAGUCGCCGCGAGCCGCAGCGCAGAGUCUGUGGAGGCGCUCUGGACAUGGAGCCUCCGCCCGAGAGCAGCCAAGAAGGCCCCACUUACCCCAGCCUGGGAGUCGAUGAGCUUCGAGGAGAACCGUCGGAUACGAAGCCUGCCGUGGUCUCCGAAACGGGAGGAGACGUCGAGAAGGAGCUCUGGGCCGAGCCUGAGCAGGGAGCAGCGGCAGGAGGAGAAGAAAGCCACGGUGGCGCGGGAGCUGGCGACCCUGUGGACGACGAGAACCAGAAGGGCGGCGGCGGCGGCGGCGUGGGCGGCGGCGGGGGGGAGGAGCCCCUGCAGCAGCAGCAGGACGAGGCCCAGGCGGCCGCCGAGGGGCAGCAGCCCCAGGACAGGCAGCAACGCCUCCUCCGCAGCACGUUCAUCCCGUUGCAACUGAAGGAGCUGGAGAGCAUCUUCCAACGCUCUCAAUACCCCGACGUGUUCGCGCGAAAGGAGCUUUCCAUACCCAUGGAUGUGAUGGAAGUCAGUAAACCUGAAAAAAGCAAUUUGGCUGAGGAGCCAUUCUAAAACCUGCUUCAGGAGUUAACACACUUUUGUUCUAGACAUUCUUAAGUUGUUGUUUUGGUUGCCUUUUCCAUGUUUGGGAAAUAAGUUUUGAAUUUUAGGGCUUUCGUGAGUGGAAAAUGGGACAAGUAAACCCCACUUUAUGGAAAUUGCCCAUUACCAGAAGGAUUUUGCUUUCUUAAAGAAAAAUAAUAAAAGUGAAUCAAACUGCAUGUCCUGUUUCCUGUACAAAAUUAAAUAUAAAUAAAG
Messenger RNA from Zalophus californianus (California sea lion), 910 nucleotides. RefSeq names its product rhox homeobox family member 1-like. Gene Ontology annotation, biological process: regulation of transcription by RNA polymerase II. The record is from RefSeq and is a predicted model, not a curated record. The coding region runs from base 158 to 664 and encodes 168 amino acids. Lineage: Eukaryota; Metazoa; Chordata; Mammalia; Carnivora; Otariidae. Gene Ontology annotation, molecular function: DNA-binding transcription factor activity, RNA polymerase II-specific; RNA polymerase II transcription regulatory region sequence-specific DNA binding. The transcript is spliced from 3 exons.